AUGAGCAUCAUCGGAGGGUACCCAGCACGGCGCUUCAGCCGCGCCAGACGCUUAAUCAAUGCGGCUGGAGUGAGCGUCUUUUUCCUGUUCCUGUGGAUGUUCCGUGAACAGCUGGGCCUCGACCGUGUUGGCAUGGAUUCGAGCCUUCCGUGGAUUCCGCGAUUAUCCCAUCAGGGCAUCUUUGACUUCGAGCCGAUCAAUUCGGACGUCAUCCGGGCGAUUUGCGACAAGACGGAGUGGGAUUCGGGAAAGGCGAUGCAGGUUGUGUUUACAUGCGACAACAAUGUCGGCGGGAUUGGGAAUAUCCGCAACUCGAUCUUGAACUGCGUACGAUACACGAUGCUGGCCGGAGGCUCGUUGGUCAUGCCGCGCAUCUUCAAGCGCAGCGACUCGGACAUCUCCCACAUCCGGACGGGGCGGAGACAGGAGAUGGAGUACCUCUUUGACAGGCAACACUUCAUCGACUCGCUGCAUCUCUCGUGCCCCCAGCUGCGGCUCUACAACGACACCGACGAAGUCUACGAAUCCCUAGGACCAGCACGAACAUGGUCCCUCGGCCUCUUCCCGGAAUCCCUUGUCGAUGAGGAGCAAAUCGCCAGCACGGGCAUUGAGCAUCCGGAAAAGUGGCAAUCGCAGCUGCACAAGUGGCUCGACGACAUCAAAAACACCACCGACACCGCGCCGACCGGGCGUCCCACGGAGGGCCCGAUGAUGGUGGACCUCGGCCGGUCAUACCUCACGUACCCGAUCAACAGCGACGGCGAGGUCUUCGCGACGACCUUUGGCACCAUUCUCGAGUUCCGCGCGGACGUCCAGCAGCUCGCGACCGCCACGAUCCUCAGCAUCAACCGGCACUUCUUCGGCGCGCACCUAUUCACCGAGAAGGAAGCGCUCGACAGCUGGAAUCCGGUGGAUCCGAUGCGGGAGUGGUCCGAGUAUAGCAAGCAGACGGACGCAUUCUUUGACCAGGCGAGUCGAUGGGGCCUGUCAGUCAUGUACGUCGCGUCCGGGAACGAUACGCAGGUGGCGAUGCUCGAGGCGGACGCGGUGCCGCGCGGGGUGCGGGUCGUGACGAAGCAUGACCUGCUGACGGGGAAGAAUCGCAAGAGGCUAGAUGCGUUGACGUGGGAUCAGAAGGGCACGAUUGACUUUCUCGUCAUGUUGGGAGCGGCACAAUUUGGAGGCGUGGGACCUUCGAGCUUUGCGUGGAACGUGGCGCUGAAGAGGCAUCUCUUUAUUACCAAGGAGAUUUCCAAGGAGAAGGACGCGUUCUUGAAGGGGCCGCAAAUGUUCAGUGAUGAUCUGAGUCAAAUUUAUGGCGUGCCGGGGAAGUAUCCCGAGCUUACUAAGCUACUGGAUGCGCGGGGUUCCCUGAGUUGGCAACGACUCUUGGUUCUCCCCAUCACCCUUUUGCGUCGCCCAUCACCAGAUGCCAAGACAAAUGCCCAGAUGGAGACUAUUCCGGACCCCCAAGAUCUCCCGCCAGACCCACGACUUCCGGACGAACAGCCUCGGUACUCCCGCGACAACAUCAUCGCCUCUCUCACAUCUUUCUACCAGAGUCUGCCGCACGUCGACCCCUCUCUAGUUCGUCACGCGCCGUCGGGGGGUUGGCCAGAAAUCACCCCUGAGGCGCUCGCGGCCACUGGGAUGCGAAAUUGUAACGAACGAGUCGUGGACUUAAUCGGGCAUCUGCCGUACAUUGACGGCAAUCCCCUUUGGAUCACUCCGGAAACAUUCCCCAUCAACUACCGUACCGCCGUGUCUUUGAUACCAGCCGUUGGAGUGUUCAAGCCCAAAUGGCUGCAUGCUCUGUCUCAUGACCUUCAGUCGUUUGAGGGCUUUCCGCCUUGGGUGAUCCCUCUCACUAUGAGUGUAAACAGGGACGGUGACAUAUGGCUACUGGACACGAUGGACGGCACAGUGACGAAGUAUAUCAUCACGGGGCCUGUGUACCCCGAGCCGGUGGGGCGAUAUGGAGAGGGCGAUCCUCGGAUAUGGAGAGAGACAUUGUGCGACGACAUCACUCUUCCCCUGAAGGCGUGGCUGGAGGGAAUACUCGACAAGUUCAAGGCGUUUGAGUACUUUGGCCUUCCCCGUCACGACGACCCAGGCGUCCUGUCGAAAGGUCACUGGAGUGAGGAAAUAAAAGAAAUUAAAGAGAUUCUUGUCCAGAACGGAUGGCCAGAAGACUACAAUAGUGCGGGGGGCCGCAAUAAACUAGUGGAAUGGGUGAAGAAGGCAGACAUCUAG
Messenger RNA from Colletotrichum phormii, 2253 nucleotides. RefSeq lists its product as uncharacterized. The coding region runs from base 1 to 2253 and encodes 750 amino acids. NCBI's taxonomy places the organism in Eukaryota, Fungi, Ascomycota, Sordariomycetes, Glomerellales, Glomerellaceae. The record is from RefSeq and is a predicted model, not a curated record. The transcript has 3 exons.